Molecule: messenger RNA, 1400 nt
Organism: Drosophila innubila
Lineage: Eukaryota; Metazoa; Arthropoda; Insecta; Diptera; Drosophilidae
Product: ficolin-2-like
Exons: 3
Coding region: 159-1193 (344 amino acids)
Source: RefSeq, a predicted model, not a curated record
UCUGUGUUGUAAGCUUUUUGUUUUCGUUCUCAAAUGCUAAUUGUAUUAUUCCUGAAAGUAAUGAGUCGAAUAAAAACCUCUCAGUGAGCUCCCAAAUAACUGAGUUGAGAGCGGAGCAGAAACAUAAUGUUAACUUGAUUGAAGGAAUAAUCAAGGCAAUGGAUCUGCAAAUACUUAAAGCGGAACAGGAAAGACAAGGAAAACUCAUAGAUGAUCUGGUUAAGGCAAUGGAUAUUCAGAACCGUCAAGAAAAGUUGAUAAACGAUCUGGUUAAGGCAACGGAUAUUCAAUGUCUAAAGGCGGAAAUAGAAGAGCUGAAAAAAGACGGACUUGAUAGGGAGUCCAACAUUCAACUACUAAGAACAGAGCUGGAAGAACAACAGAAAGACGGAGUUGAUAAGGAAUCGAAAGUUCGCUACCUAACAACGGAGGUGGACCGUCUGGAAAAAUUAGUAGGGGAACUCAAUAUAAAAUUUGAUAAUCAAUCCCUCAGAACGGAGCAGAAAUCACAGGAAAAGCUGAUCGCGGAACGUGUCCAGGAAUCGGAUAAACACAAUUUGGGGCGCUUCCCUCAGAAUUGUACCGAUGAUACGUUUGGUGGGAUUGAAAUACACAUCCCCGAGAUUAGCAGUCAACCUUUAAAAGUGGUCUGCGAUGCAGAAACUGAAGGAGAAGGUUGGAUAAUUAUCCUUAGACGGAUGGACGGAAGUGUCGACUUCUAUCGAAACUGGGCCGAAUACAAGGAAGGAUUCGGAGAUUUAAAUGGCGAGUUCUUUUUGGGACUCGAUAAAAUACACGCCUUAACGACAGACAGGAAUCACGAAUUACUUGUUGUCCUAGAGGACCACGAGGAAAUUGGAGCGUUUGAGAUGUAUGACAGCUUUGCAAUCGGCGAUGAAGAUCAACAAUAUAUCCUACACACCCUGGGAAAUGCGACUGGAAGUGCGGGUGAUUCACUCUCGGAGCAUCGUGGCAUGAAAUUUACCACCAAAGAUCGAGAUAAUGAUAGUCAGAAAGACGGAAACUGCGCCGUAGACUUCACUGGCGCCUGGUGGUUCCAUGAUUGUCACGACAGCAACUUAGCAGGGAAGUACGAUGUUGAAGGCUGGGAAUACGGCGUCUAUUGGAACACUUAUUCGGAUCGGGGGAACUCCCUCAAAACAGCAGUCAUGAUGAUUCGGCCAAAGAAGUAAAUUCUAAGGCUCUACAAUGUUUGAAAUCUGCUCCACCGUUAUAUUCAAAUGUAUAUUGCGAUACCUCAAAAUAUAUUCUAUUUAACGUGCUUGUAGAUUGCUUAAUUAUUUAUUUUUUUUUAAAUAUUUAUUUCAUGUAUGUUGAUUGAAUGAAAUGACUGCGAAGAUAUGUGUACUGGGCAACUAACAGUCGAUCACUUUUUACUA